Diatraea saccharalis (sugarcane borer) is the source of this 1089-nucleotide messenger RNA. The record is from the annotation of a GenBank genome assembly. NCBI's taxonomy places the organism in Eukaryota, Metazoa, Arthropoda, Insecta, Lepidoptera, Crambidae.
AUGCAAAACCAAAUGUUUUUAUCUGGAAAGAAAAACUGUUAUUUUUGUGUGGCUAGUGCUGAUUUUUCAGAGAGCAAUAAAGAAAUAGAUAUUUUGAAUGUGAUUUAUAACGACCUGGCAAAUUGGCACUGUGAUACCUGCAAGAACGUAACUAGACGUUACAGAAAAGACGACACACCAGUCAGGACCCGAACUAACUUAAACAAAACUACAAUGUCAAUUGAUGACCUCAAUAUAACGGAAAACAACACUGUUUGUACAGAAGCUGAAACAAACAUUCAACCCAACCCUAACAAAAAAGACUUUCAAGAGGACACCUUAGAAAAGAUAGCUAUUUUGUUGGAUAGAAAAUUUGAGGAAAAUAAACAAGAUAUAAUGGACUACCUAAGAGAAAUAAUUAAGAAGGAAUUAUACACAGCAACAGAAGAUUUAAAACAAAAUUUUACAAAAACGACUGACAUAAUAAAAUCUGAACAAUUAAAUUUAAAAUUAGAAAUAGAUGAACUAAAUAGAAAAAUACAAUCGAUUGAAGAAAAAAAUAAUAAAAUAAAACAAGAAUUAGAACAGCUAAUGUAUACUCAUAAAGAAAAAUCUACAACUACAAAUAAAGAAAAUUGCUAUAACUGUGAGUAUGAAAAAAAGAUUGUAAUUUAUGGUCUAAGAGAAAAUUAUGAAGAAAAUGGAUAUGACUUGCAUGAAAAGAUUGAGACAAUUUUUUGUAAUACAAUGAAUGUUGACAUAUCUGGCUAUAUAGAGGACCUGAAAAGGCUUGGUAAAAGAGGAUCUCGUAGGCCAAUAUUGAUGGAGCUUAUCAGUAAAAGAAUGGAAAAGCGUCUAUUAAGAAACAGUCUACUCGAAGCACGUAAAAAAGGACUCCACGCAGUUAUACAAAAUAAUAAACUUAUAAUAAACGGAAAACCACAACUACUUACCGAAGAAUCACAGCACAAUAUAAACAUUAGCUUGAGUACACGAUACAGUCAAAAUAAUACUCCAAAUAACAGCACUAACACUAAUAUCAAUGUUCGCGAUAGCAGUAACAUGCAGAUUCCUUCAGAUUCAAACGAUCACUUUCGCGACAAAAACUAA